Chlorella variabilis is the source of this 3297-nucleotide messenger RNA. RefSeq lists its product as hypothetical. The record is from RefSeq and is a predicted model, not a curated record. The transcript has 20 exons. Bases 1 to 3297 code for a protein of 1098 amino acids. Gene Ontology annotation, biological process: lipid metabolic process. Lineage: Eukaryota; Viridiplantae; Chlorophyta; Trebouxiophyceae; Chlorellales; Chlorellaceae.
AUGACCCUCAGCGAGCGGGGCGAGGAGGACGCCGGUGCAGAGGACCCCGAAGACGUGCUGCAAGCGGCUCUGCUCUCCCAGCUGCCGGGCAGCGGCGGCGGCGGCGGCGGCUCAUGCCAGCCGCAGGCGACGGCGGCCGCCCAGUCUGACGGCGACGGCUCGCCCAAAGAAGAUGCAGAUAGCAGCCAUGGUAUGGACAGCAAUGGAUCCACCAAGGAGAGCCUGGACCCUAAGCUGUCGGUGGCCUCCAGCGAGUAUGACAGCGAGGCGUCCAGCGCUGGGGUGAUGCGCAGCAUCUCGCCUCACUACAAUGCCCGCGACGACAUCAUCCUGCGCUUCGAGUUCCUGCGCACCAACGAAAUGAAGAUUGUCAUUCGUGCGGUGUGGUUCGCAGUACUUGCGGGCACGGUUAAGCUCAUCGUGGCGCUUUACGUCAAAAUAGACCAGCCCGACUCCCAUUAUCUGCAAGAAAACACUGUGCCCACCAUCAACCUCUGCUUUGCUGGCAUCCUGCUCUCUGCUCUGCUGGCCUGCUGGCUCAUGUUCUUCUAUCGCGUGUACAGAUCCAACCUCAGCAAGAAAAGGUGGAGCCACAGGAGGAAGCGAGCCGCUACGCUGGGAGGAAUAGAGAUCACGCUGCAGCUCAUCAACUGCAUAUUCUUCAUCAUCCCCAACGCAUACGUGCUGGGCCACCUGUGCUCCUGGUUCGAACCGCUGGUGAUGUGGUCGGCCUUUGUGCGCUGGACAAUCUGGAACACCAUUUUUCUAAUCUUCGUCAUACAAGCCCACAGCGCCAACCCGGCCAACGGGCCAUACUGGCGUACGUGUGGUAAGUAUGUCUCCCGUGUGGAUGGGGCAGUGAUGGAUGCGCCGCUGUGGACGCACUGGCCCAAGCUGAUCGUAUGGGUGGCAGAGGAGGCGACGCUGCUGGUGCUAGGCCUCGUCCUAGACGACCCAUUUGAGGAGACUGACUGGGACCCAACCAUCACCGACUGCCGCCAGCAGGACUGGAACUGCCACUUCAAACGCAAGCCAAGCUGGGUGGCUGGGUCAUGCUGCUGCAUCCUUCGCUGGAUCUUCUUCAUCGCCCGUGCCCUCAACAACCUCAAGCACCUGCCCUACAACGGCAUGCGCAUGGCCAACCUCACCACACGCCUGCAGAUCAAGCUGCGUGGCCUGUCCCUCACUUUCUUCAUGCUGUGCAUCAUCAGCUAUUCCUAUGUCAAACCCAGCACCUGCAGCUCCUACAUCAUCUCCUGGCUGGGAUUCCUUCCCAUGCAAGUUGUCAUGACUGCCACCGCCAUUGCCAACGCGUACAUGACCAUGCCAAAGCGCCCCGACCAGACGAGUAUCCUGCAGGUCUGGCUUCAGGAGUUUGCCUGGCUGGAGCGGGACAUCCCUCGCAAGAAGGAGGAGCGCUCGUCUUGCCUGCCACCAGACUCACAUGAUAGUUUUUGCCUCGAGUGCGAGCCGCUGUGGUGCUUCGAGACCACCAUCAAGCUGAUGUACUGGUCUUUUCUGGUGUAUGAUUACCAGGAGGAGAAGAGGCAGUCCCCCUACUCGCCAGACACCGCCCUGCUGCUGUAUGGGCUGGAACACUGGGAGUGCAUGUGGGAGCGCAGCCUGGACACAAAGGCCAUCGUGGGGUGGAGCAGCGACACGGUGGUGAUUGCCUUUCGCGGCACCGCCAGCCUGGCAAACGUCAAGGCAGACCUGCAGGCGUGGCGCAAGCGCUGGCCCGAGGGCGUCGGCAACCCGCUGAUGGGCACCGCCCCCAUGGUGCACCAGGGCUUCCACCGGUGCUACACCGCCAAUGGGUUCAACGACAAGCUUCUGUCCCGCCUGGAGCACAUCCUGUACCGCUGCGCCAACGAGCAGAAGGAUGCAGACAGCGAGAAGCCCGUCAACGUCUAUGUCACAGGGUGUGUCCAGCGCACCCUGUGCAGGGUGUACCUCAUCAACGUCAAGUGCUACACCUUUGGCGCCCCCCGCACCGGCAACCACGCCUUUGCGCGCAUCUACAACGAAGCGGUGCCCGACACCUGGCACAUCAUCAACAGUAACGAUGUCGUGACCUCAGCGGCCAAGUUUUGGGUUCUGUACAAGCGCACCGGCCACCGCGUGCUGGUCAACAGGCUGGGGGAUCUGGUGGUGCGGCCAAACUAUGUGGAGACAGCCGUCCGUGGUGUGCCGGGAGGCGCCUCGGUCCGGGACCACCUGCUCACACAGUACCAGAAGGCCAUCAUGGCGGUGGUGGCGGGGCAGUUCGGCAGCAUGUCAUUUGCUGCAGGACGGGAUGGCGUGCUUGGCCUGGCGGAGCAGCGAGGUAAUGCGGCAGUAACACAGCCAAAUGCGUACCGCGUGGGCGAUGUGUUGCACACUGCGGGACUGACAAGGCGUGAGCUGCACGUGCUGCGCGAGCGCGGCUGGGACGCCUACCAGCGCCUGGUGCGGCAGAGGGCUGCCAAGGCUAAGAGGAAGCGCAGCGCAUGGCGGCGGACAAAGCAGGACCUGCCCGUCCAGCUGGAGGCAGUGGUGGUGCAGGAAGAGCUCAGUGGAGCAGGCACCCCGCUGCAGCAGGAGCUUCCUGGGACUGCAGGCGAGGGGGAGCAGGCAGCGGAGCGGCCGGCACUCGCAGCUGCCGCAACAGCAGGAGACGAAGAGGCAGCAGGCGGCGUGGAGGCGAGCGCCGCGGCUGCGGAGUCGGUGGUGACCGACAGUACCGACGGCGUGCUGCACACCACACAGAUGAACUGCCGCACACAAGGCGGCCAGCGCCUACACACCAUUUGCUCUCUGAUGCCCAGUCGGGAAGCAGGGAUCGCGGCGGCAGCUCUGCCAGCUGCACCGCAAGAGGAUGCGCCGCCCAUGCCGCAGCAACCACAAGCAGUGCAGCAGCUGCAGGCAGUGGCGGAGGAGGGGGAUGAAGAGUCGCCUCCUUCCACGCCACACUCGCCAGCGCAAUGCCAGAGACGGCGCUGGUGGCAGCAGCCCUGGAAGCAACUGGCCUGCGCUUUGGAUUGGACAACCAGCUCCCUUGCCACCUCCUCCUCCGACGCCUCCUCCCUGGCCUCUGCACCCUCCUCCUCCACCUCCUCUGCCGUGGGCUAUGGCGACACGCGCGGCUCCAUGGGCGACGCCCCCGCCUUCCCGCUGGUGCUGGACCUGGGCGCCAGCGGCGGCGCGCCCCGCCCCGGCGCCCUGCCGGCGACGGCAGAGCAGCUGAGCGGGCGGGCGAUGGCAGCGCCGGCCGCCGCUGCAGCCAACCCAAAUCCGCACCCUGCGCCUACGCGUUAA